CCCAAACGUCCCCCUCCCGAACCCGACGCCAUGAUCCUCCACAUCUUGGACCGAUUGGGCUGGCUCACCCUCCUCUACUCAUCAAUCACAUACUGCACAUACCAACUACGAAAUCUCAUCCCAGAGAAGCUAUGCUACGCCUUGCUGCUGCUCCUCACAAUUGUCUACCUCAAAAAAGUCAUCCACCAUCUCGACCAAGAGUCGCGGAUCCGAAGGCUCGGAAAGCGCGCUCCCAGCGUCCGCACGCCGUAUCCAUUUAAUUUGGGGGUCAUGUUUCAAGCGCUGUAUUACUUCUCUCAACAUCGCAAUCAUGAGUUCUGGUGGAACCUUUUCAAGAAGGGAAACCCGAACCGGCCGUAUACGGUUGAAGCUCUAACGCUGGGAGGGAGGUUAGUGUUUACGGCUGACGAGGAGAAUAUUAAGGCGAUUUUGGCGACGCAGUUUAGUGAUUAUGGCAAGGGGCCGCAGUUUCGGAAGGAGUGGAAGGAUUUCUUGGGGUUGAGCAUUUUCACGACGGAUAAAGAGUUAUGGCAUAACUCGCGACAGCUGCUUCGGCCGCAGUUUAUCAAGGAUCGGGUGUCGGAUUUGCAGAAGUUUGAGCAUCAUGUGCAGAUUCUAUUGCCACUGAUGGCGGGAAGCCAUAACGGUGCGACAGUCAGGCUCGACGACUUCAUGUAUCGUUUCACACUGGAUGCCGCCACGGAUUUCUUGUUUGGCACCAGCGUCGGGAGCCUGCUGAACGGAGAAGCCGAGUUCGCCCAGGCGUUUGCGGAGGUGCAAGGAGUCCAGGCCAUUAUCGCUCGAUCGGGUCCACUAGCCUCGCUUUAUCCGAAGAAGAAGUUUCACGAGGCGUUGAGUGUGAUGAAUAAAUUCACUGAUCGAUACAUUGACCAAGCUCUGCAGCUGCCGAAAGAGGAGCUGGAGAAGAAGACCAAGUCGGAUGAAGGUUACACGUUCCUGCACGCUAUCGCCACGUAUACGAGAGACCGUCAGGUGCUGCGAGAUCAGCUCGUGGCGGUGCUUUUGGCUGGCCGUGACACCACCGCGGUGACACUUUCGUGGCUGUUCUAUGAACUGUCGCUCAAACCAGAGAUUGUGAAAAAGCUACGCCAAGAGAUUGUCAGCCAUGUCGGUUUGCAUCGGGAGCCUACGUAUGACGACUUGAAGUCCAUGCGUUACCUGCAACACACACUGAACGAGACACUCCGCCUCUAUCCGGUCGUACCAUACAACGUGCGAGUUGCACUCGAGGAUACGACGCUGCCGCACGGUGGAGGUCCAGAUGGUAUGGAGCCUGUGGGCAUAGCAAAGGAUACCCCGAUCGGAUACAGCACUUUCGUGAUGCAGCGCCGAGCAGACAUUUACCCUCCAGAAUCGGACAAGUUCCCGCACUAUUUGAAGUUUGCGCCCGAGAGAUGGGACCACUGGACUCCGAAGUCGUGGACUCAUAUUCCAUUCAAUGGAGGACCAAGAAUAUGCAUCGGCCAGCAGUUUGCCCUUACCGAAUUGGCGUAUACGGUGACCAGAAUUCUUCAAACGUUUGAGAGAGUGGAGUGCAGAAUGGACGAGUACCCAGGAACCAAGACCGAUAUCGUAUUGCAACCUGCCAAGGGUGUGUAUGUAGCGUUUGUGAAGGCAGGGAGCGUUUGAAGCAAUUGCAACCUCUGCAAUCUCUGUUCGAGCUGCACCAAGAUCUGCGGGAGACUUGUCUCAUCUUUCCUCCGGACCUCUACUCGAGGUAGCGUCUUCCAACUGCAAAGCUUGCGCUGUGAAUGAAGCUGGAGAUCCACCAACGUGAGCAGACACGUUGGUCACAGGCGAUGGACGAGAAGCACACGCUAUAAGGUAUUUUUAUGUUGAGUGGCACUUCCAUCACAUUGAAGAUCUUGUCGGCUUUUAGGAAGGUGUUCAUCCAGCAUUCCGGGCCGGGGAGCCAAGGGAUGCGGAACCUGCGAGCUGGUAGGCCGCAGAUCUCGUUUGUAGCUUCCCACAGACCGGGUCUCUCAAUCACAUGCGAGAAGGCUCCUUGUAGGAUCUUUUCUGAGAAGCAGUAGGAACAGCCGAUGGGCUGCCAAAUUUGCUUACCCAGUUGUUGGGCG
Messenger RNA from Pseudocercospora fijiensis CIRAD86, 2099 nucleotides. RefSeq lists its product as uncharacterized. The record is from RefSeq and is a predicted model, not a curated record. The coding region runs from base 31 to 1650 and encodes 539 amino acids. The transcript has 3 exons. Lineage: Eukaryota; Fungi; Ascomycota; Dothideomycetes; Mycosphaerellales; Mycosphaerellaceae. Gene Ontology annotation, molecular function: heme binding; iron ion binding; oxidoreductase activity, acting on paired donors, with incorporation or reduction of molecular oxygen, reduced flavin or flavoprotein as one donor, and incorporation of one atom of oxygen.